Molecule: messenger RNA, 633 nt
Organism: Seriola dumerili (greater amberjack)
Lineage: Eukaryota; Metazoa; Chordata; Actinopteri; Carangiformes; Carangidae
Product: caveolin-3-like
Exons: 2
Coding region: 123-575 (150 amino acids)
Biological process (GO): regulation of membrane potential; caveola assembly
Cellular component (GO): caveola
Molecular function (GO): molecular adaptor activity; transmembrane transporter binding; connexin binding
Source: RefSeq, a predicted model, not a curated record
AUACACUGCCACUCCCAGCCCCCCGAGGCUCUGACUGCAGCCAACACAUCCGGCCUCUCAUCGUGGCUCCCCUAUGCGUUUUUAUCUCAGCUUCAGCCUCAGCCUGUCAGAGGAACGGGAUCAUGACCAACAGUGACUUCAGCCAGGAGGAGAAUGUCAGCAGGCACAGCCUCACCUGGGAGGUCGACCUCAUCAACAGGGACCCCAAGCAAAUCAAUGAGGAUGCGGUCAAGGUGAACUUUGAAGAUGUGAUCGCGGAGCCUGUCGGCGUGCACAGCGUGGACGGUGUGUGGAAAGCCAGCUACACCACCUUCACAGUGUCAAAGUACUGUUGUUAUCGCUGCCUGACGGCCAUCUUGGGCAUCCCUCUGUCACUGAUCUGGGGCCUCCUGUUCGCUUGUCUGUCAUUCUGCCACAUCUGGGCUGUUGUGCCCUGCGUUAAGAGCUGUGUGAUCGAGUCCCAGUGUCUGAGUCGAAUCUACUCGCUGGUCAUACACACCUUCAUUGGCCCGUUCUUUGAGGCAUGGGGGAAGAUGUACAGCGGCGUGAAGGUGGUUCUUCGCAAGGAGACAUAAGUGCUUUAUUCCAGCAUGAAGACUAAGUACUGAACAUUUCUCUUCAAAAAAAAAAAAA